This is a messenger RNA of Spodoptera exigua (beet armyworm), 1353 nucleotides long. The record is from the annotation of a GenBank genome assembly. Lineage: Eukaryota; Metazoa; Arthropoda; Insecta; Lepidoptera; Noctuidae.
AUGUUUGUGUUAGUGCUAGUUGUGCUACUUGGCAUUGUGUAUGUAUCUUGCUGGUGGAAACGUUACCCUCGUUCACCACCAAUAUACCCUGGACAGUUACCGAUCAUUGGACACGGGUAUCUGUUUCUUAAACACCGCAAUGAUAUAUGGGGUUUCUUCCAAAGUGUUGCCGAACAUGUGUUGGAAAAUGGAGGAUUUUUUCAAUUCCAUUCAGGCCCUUAUUUAGUUUAUGUUGUGAACGACCCGGAAGCUCUCACCACCAUAGCAAACACAUGUUUGGACAAACCAUUCUUUUACGAGUAUAUCGCCACUAUGAUAGGAAACGGAUUGAUAACUUCAGAUGGGCUUAUUUGGAAGAAACACCAUAAGCUAUUGUAUCCAGCGUUCAGUCAGCAAGUAUUGAACACAUAUCUAAAUGAAAUGAAUACACAAGCUCAACGACUUGUCUCACAAUUAGCAAAAGUGGCUGCAAAGGGACCAGUUGAUGUCACAGACUAUUUGACCGAAUAUAUACUAAGAUUAGUUUGUCGAACGUCCUUAGGGCUGGAAGCAAUAGACCAAGAUAUGAUUGACAAUAAGUAUGCAAAAAUGGUUGAAGAAAUGGCAAAUAUUGUUGUUCGUCGCACUUUGAGCUUAGGUUUACAUCCUUCCUUUGUUUUCAACUUGACCUCAAUGAGAAGGAGACAAGAAGAACUACGUUUAUACAACAAGCAAGUUAUUGAUCCUAUAAUUCAAAAACGAAAAUCUGACUUAACAUCAACCAAAUAUACAAUUAGUGACGAUGUGUCAGUUUCAGGUAAAUUCAAGCCUGCGCUAGACCUGAUGCUGCAUUUAUCUAAUGAACAAUACCUUCUCUCUGAUGAAGAAAUCAGGGCGCAUCUAAAUACUUUUGUGGCAGCUUCUUACGACACAACUUCAGUAGCGAUGCAAACUGUACUGUUGGUGCUAGGCUCAUACCCUGAUACACAGGAUCGAGUUUAUAAUGAGGUUCAAGAUGUGUUUGGAAAUAAUGAAAACUUGACAAAACACGAUAUGACAAAACUUGUAUACUUGGAAGCAGUAAUAAAGGAGGUAUUGAGGGUGUAUAAUGUACUUCCUAUGAUUGCGAGAAAUAUUGAUACUGAUAUUGUGCUACCGAAGUAUACAUUACGAGCGGGAAGUAUAUGUAUCCUGUCACUUUACGGCCUUCACCGUCACUCCUCAUGGGGACCAGAUGCAAAGGAGUUCAACCCGGAGCGAUGGCUGAAUCCCGCCACUUUACCUUCUACUUCCAACGUAUUCGCCCCAUUCGGUAUUGGCAAGCGAAUUUGCAUCGGUAUGUCAACCUGAAUAGCUUUCUCAUACAUCACACAA